Molecule: messenger RNA, 3857 nt
Organism: Leucoraja erinaceus (little skate)
Lineage: Eukaryota; Metazoa; Chordata; Chondrichthyes; Rajiformes; Rajidae
Gene: lgr4
Product: leucine-rich repeat containing G protein-coupled receptor 4
Exons: 17
Coding region: 206-3031 (941 amino acids)
Biological process (GO): G protein-coupled receptor signaling pathway
Cellular component (GO): membrane
Molecular function (GO): G protein-coupled receptor activity; protein-hormone receptor activity; protein binding
Source: RefSeq, a predicted model, not a curated record
CCGUUAGGCCGUCGACUGCUUGGCGGGGCCGCGCGUCAGCUGUUUACCGAGCGGCAGCCGAGGUGGAGGUGGAGGUGGAGCUCGGUCGGUGUGAGGGGAGAAGAAGAAGAAGCGUCUUUGAUCUCCUCAGUCGGUCAGCCUGUGUGGGUCGUUAACCUUCUCCUCAGCCCCGACGGUGGGUCGGUCGGUCGGGCGGGCGGGCUCCAUGUGCCGGCGGUGUGCACGGUGCCAGCGGCCGGGAGCGGGAGCGGCUCCGGGUCGUCGCCUCCUCCAGAUGCUGCUGCUGCUGUGGGCCGGCUGGAGCGGCGGGCUGGCCGAGAACGUGGCGGCUCCGUGCCCCGCCGUCUGCCUGUGCCGGAGCGAGCGGGUGGACUGCUCCGGCCGAGGGCUGGCCGCCGUCCCGCAAGGCCUCGGCAUCCUCACCUUCUUUCUGGAUGCAAGCAUGAAUAACAUAACUGAGUUGCAACCCGAUUCCUUCCAAAAGCUUCUAUACCUUGAAGAACUGCGAUUGGCUGGUAAUGACCUGUCUUACAUUCAUCCAGAGGCUUUGUCUGGUCUAUCCCAGCUGAAAGUGUUGAUGCUUCAGAAUAACCAGUUGAAAACUGUGCCAAGUGAAGCCUUGAAAGGACUUUCUACACUACAAUCAUUGCGUUUGGAUGCAAACCAUAUCACAUCUGUCCCUGAAGACAGUUUUGAGGGACUGAUCCAAUUGCGGCACCUUUGGCUCGAUGAUAAUAGCCUCACGCAAGUUCCUAUUUAUCAACUGAGCAAGCUACCUGCACUGCAAGCCCUGACGCUGGCAUUAAACAAAAUCACACACGUUUCCAACUUCGCCUUUGUAAAUCUCUCCAGCCUAGUUGUUUUACAUCUUCACAAUAAUAAAAUUGACACACUAGAUAUCCACUGCUUUGAUGGGCUUGACAAUCUUGAGACGCUGGACUUGAACUACAACAACUUAAUGGAGUUUCCUGAAGCCAUCAAGUCUCUUCCUCAUCUGAAAGAGCUUGGUUUCCAUAGCAACAACAUUGCCGUCAUUCCAGAUAAAGCUUUCAGUGGGAAUCCUUUGCUUCGGACCAUACAUUUGUAUGAUAAUCCAAUCUUGUCUGUGGGAAUUUCCGCUUUCCAGAAUCUGUCUGAACUCCAGUCUCUGACAUUGACAGGAACCAGAAUAAGCAGAAUUCCACCAGACCUGUGCCAACAACUGAAGAUGCUUAGAUUUUUGGACUUAUCCUACAAUCAGAUAGAAGAACUUCCCAGUUUCCACGGUUGUUCAGCAUUGGAAGAAAUUUCCUUGAAGCACAAUGAAAUCAAAGAGAUCCGAGCAGACACAUUCCAGGGACUGGUUUCCCUACAUUUUCUUGACUUAAGUAAAAACCAGAUCUCGACAAUUCACAAGAAUGCAUUGACUUCUUUGAUUGAACUGACGAAUUUAGACCUGAGUUCAAAUCAAUUAAAUUAUUUCCCAACGGUUGGUUUAGAAGGACUAAGUCAACUUAAACUUUCUGGGAAUCCUGCUCUCAAGGAACUGCUGAAAGUAAAAGACCUCCAGAACCUAAGGACUUUGAUGGUUCCUUAUGCCUACCAGUGCUGUGCUUUUAGUAGCUGUGAACUCCAAACUGCUAAUACUGAGGACAUUAAAAGUCAGGAAGCCAGCAUCUCUCCGUUAGAAAAGAAAACCGACCAAAGUGCUGACAAUGAAAUUAAGAAUGAUGAAGAAAAGAUUCAGCCCAUUGUGCACUGCAGUCCAUCCCCAGGUGCAUUCAAACCAUGCCAACAUUUGCUGGGGAGUUGGAUGAUUCGUCUGACUGUGUGGUUCAUCUUUCUGGUAGCAUUGAUCUUCAAUACGCUUGUUGUGGUAACAACAUUUGCAUCAUGCACGCCAUUGUCUUCUGCCAAGCUCUUUGUGGGUCUAAUUGCAGCAGCCAAUCUCUUGAUGGGAAUAUAUACUGGUACCCUGACCGUUCUAGAUUCAGUGUCUUGGGGGAGAUUUGCUCAGUUUGGUGCCUGGUGGGAGACUGGAUGUGGCUGCAAAGUUGCCGGAUUCCUCGCUAUGUUCUCUUCUGAAGCAUCCAUCUUUUUCCUCACCUUGGCGUCCUUUGAACGGACAAUGACCGCACGUGACUUAAUCAAAAAAGGAAAGAGCCACCGGCUGACACACUUCCAGGUGGCUGCGGCCUUUGCUGUUUUGUUUGCUGCCGUGAUAGCUUGUCUCCCCUUGUUUCAUAUUGGUGAAUUUUCAGCCUCUCCACUCUGUUUACCUUUCCCCACUGGCGAGUCUCCUUCCCUGGGCUACACUGUCACCCUGGUACUGCUAAACUCAAUAGCCUUCCUGCUAAUGGCAGUGGUCUACACAAAGCUCUACUGCAAUUUGGAGAAAGAGGAUCUUGCAGAAACAUCUCAGUCAAGUAUGAUCAAGCAUGUUGCCUGGUUAAUUUUCACCAACUGUAUUUUCUUCUGUCCUGUUGCUUUCUUCUCAUUUGCACCUCUCAUCAGUGCAAUCUCCAUCAGUCCUGAAAUAAUGAAGUCUGUAACACUGAUCUUCUUUCCACUGCCUGCCUGUCUGAACCCUGUUUUGUAUGUGUUCUUCAAUCCGCGAUUCAAGGAAGACUGGAACAUGUUAAGAUGGCGCCCAAAGCAAAAAGACAAAUCGAUUGCAGUCACAAUGAACUCUCAAAGCCGCUGUGUGACCCCAGAGUUCUUCUACGAGUGUGGAAUGUACAGCCACCUACACGGUAAUCUGACUGUAUGUGACUGUUGUGAGUCAUUGUUACUGACAAAGCCUUCGACGUGCAAACACUUAGUAAAGUCGCAUAGCUGCCCUGCUCUGGCGGUGGUUCCAUGCCAGAGGCCCAGCGGCUACUGGUCAGACUGUGGCACUCAGUCGGCUCACUCAGAAUACGCUGAUGAAGGGGACUCAUUUGUUUCGGAUAGUUCUGACCAAGUACAGGCCUGUGGGAGGGCCUGCUUCUAUCAAAGUCGGGGAUUUCCUUUGGUCCACUAUGCAUACAAUAGUCCAAGGAUCAAAGACUAACUGCACAAGACUUAAUACCAGGAAAGUACAUAUAUGGACACUUGGAAACAAUCAGAUUUUUCUUGGUGUGAACUUUUAUUCUGAGAAGCACUUUUUCUUCAAUCUGACAACUGUCAUAAGAAAAGGGAAUCACAUUCAGUAAGUUUUUUUUGAGCCAUCUGUUGCAAAAAGAAAAGAAUUACCCAAACUGAUUAACUGUGUGUGUGUGUGUGUAUGCUAUAUAAUUACAAACAUUUACAAAAGUAUUUGUAAACUUGUCGAGAAGAUUUAUUUUUAAAAUAGCUAUUUUAUGGUCCAUUCUGCUUCAGGGUCAUUUUGUUGUGUUUCUGGACAUCGUGUGGCUGGUUGCUUGCAGCCACAGUUAACGAUUUUUUUGGAAAACUCACUGCCAGUUUCUUUUAAGCAGUUUCCCUACAGAGUAACUUAACAUUUGCCUGCGCAGCAGAAUAAACAGAAGCUCCACACAGUUGGUGUAAACAAAUGUGAAUACCAUGAUCUUGGGUUCAUUACUUGUAGCUCCUCAGGUGGUAAGGAGAUGCCAAAAAAAUUACUUCCAAAACUGAAAUUUCAGCAUGGAUUGUAGAUACUGUGCAUAUGAUACGUUUUAAAAUUUGUAUUGUAAAUUAUUGGAUUGAAAAUAUAAGGGGUGUGAUUUUAUGUACUCGUUUUAAGUAAUGGUAACUACCUCUUAAAUAAAAGUUAGCCACCAGUAGCUGUUUAUCCGACUAUGGUCUAUAUUCAGUACAUGGUUUUAACAAAUCUUGUAAAUAGUUUUGGAUGUACAUUAUCAUCAUGUUAUAAAAAUAAAGCAAUCUUUGUAAAUCAA